Messenger RNA from Tilletiaria anomala UBC 951, 830 nucleotides. RefSeq lists its product as uncharacterized. The transcript is spliced from 3 exons. Bases 195 to 722 code for a protein of 175 amino acids. The record is from RefSeq and is a predicted model, not a curated record. Lineage: Eukaryota; Fungi; Basidiomycota; Exobasidiomycetes; Georgefischeriales; Tilletiariaceae.
CCGAGUCGAUAGCGUCCUCGAUGAGCACACGCUCUGUUCUGCGGAGAUCGAUCUUCGUCCGCGCACCAGCCGGACAGCUGCAAGAUGUUCGACAGACACUCGCCGUCGCGCACGGGCUGAUUCACCAUCACCAAGGGCCUGAUACCCGUUCCCGAUUAGGCUUAAGUACCCAACGAAAACCAGGCCUGAUUGGAAUGCACUUCCCUCGCGAUCCCGAAAUGCACUAUUUGCUUGGCUAUGCAGGGUUAACGCUGGAUUCGGAAACAUCUCCUUUGAUCUCGCCCGAGGUCACCUUCUACCCUACAUGGAUUCCACGACCGUCCGGCAAAGGCGUCACGCCAUUCGAUUCUGCCGGACUUUUCGCUGCCUCGGACAAGAAUCUGCAUCGUGCCGGAGAGGAUGAAUAUUCAGCUGAUGAGCAAGCGCAGGAUGGUACAGCGUUCGACGAAGAGCCGCUCUCCUUAAAGUCGUGGGACAGAGAGCUUCGACGAGGGUCACUGCGCAUCACUCCGCGUCAAAAGGCAAGGCUCAGCGAUAUAGCUCGCUUCAUCGGACUUCGCCAGAGCGGUGCAUAUUCUGCAUCUGCGACCAGCGAGCCCAACAUGAUUGAGGCUGAGAUCAAGGUGGGAUCUCGGGUCACUCCUCUAGCACAUCGAAAGAAGAAAGGCAAAGACCUGUACAAGGCCCAGGCCUCAAAGUUCAAAGGCUUCUACGCGGAUUGACAUUUCUUUUUGAUAUUCGCUCUCGAGAUGUACCAUAGUUCAAUUGCAAGUGCUCCCAUAGGUUCUUAUUCACACAAGAUUGUACAACAAACAUUGCAUACUCUUCCU